UGGGAAAGCCUAGCUUCGUACAAGCCGUGCAGCUAUAAUUAAACUAUCGUAGGACAAUGUGACGAGAAAGACUUGCCUGCAGCUUGAUCAACAUAAGUUUACUCGUGAACUGCAAGCGUGAUGCCAGAAACUGCGAUCACUCCGAAAAGCUCGUCUUCCCUGAGUGUUUCAAUAAGCUCCAGGGAAGAAUCGAAUCAAUGUUUUACCAAGAAAAGAUUGACGCGAUGCAUGCAACAUAAAUUUCUUACAUAUUCGCAACUUCCCAUAAGAUGUCAGAAACCCAGCCGAUACUAUCGUCCGCCAAGGACCUCCUUCAGAUUGGCAAAUCUCACAACCAUCAAUCAUACAGCUACAAUUAAUACGGCGAAAAGUUGUCCGGACAGUUCAACAUGUUCGAUAUUACGCGCAAUCAGUGCGUCACGUUACAAAAAGAGUUUAUCCAUGAUUGACUUUUCACCUUUAAUAAUGGAUACUGAAUAUGGCGAUUUUAGAUCGGACAGUAGUUCAACUAUAGAAAAACUUGAUGAAAGUGAUAAAAUGAAAGAUACUAUUGGUAAUGAAAUGGGUGUCGGUAUUGGUAUCAAAAAGUGGAUGGAUGGAUUCGUAACAUCAGAACCGGAGGAAUCGUAUUCCCAAUUCUUUCAAAAUCCAAAGAAAGCAGCAAUUUUGGUGUGUCAUGUGCUUAUGUUAAAUGCAUGGAGACGCAGACGCAGCGAUGUUCAGUAUCUUAACAGCACAAUUGACGAUUUAAGCCAGCAAAUUGAACAUUUGCAUCUACAAAUUGUCGUUUUGCGUCGAUUGCUCGAUACGGAGAACAGUCGUGUCAGUAAAUUGACCAGUGAUGUUCACCGUGCCAAAAUGCAAUUUGAUGAAGUACUGAAAGAAAGGAAUACUCUGAAAUCGGAAAAAGUAAAAUUGGAUGAGGAGAUCCAACGUUUGACCGAGCUUUCCGAGGAAAGGCAAGUUUCAACGGAGAAUAUGCGAAACGAAUUAAUCACCGCGCAAAAUCAGCUUCAAGCGGUCGACGAACAAAUGUCAAAGGAUCGAGAAAAAUUGCUGAAAUUACGAGAGGAUAAAAGGAUACUUUUAGAAAAGAUAACGGCUAGCGAAACAUUAGCGGCGGAACGAGGAACAAGAGCAGACAAAGCUGAAUCAAUCGUGGAGGAUUUACAGAUGAAACUUGCCACACAGAUUGCUAUGGUUGAAUCCUCGCAGGAACAGAUAAAACGAUAUUCAAAGGAAUUGAAAGUUAAAGAGGAUGAAAAAAACAAGUUAAUUAAGCGCUUAAAAUCAUCCGAAGAUGCAGGGAGAAAUCUAAAUAUGCGCGCCAUUUCUUUAGAAGCACAACUGGUUGACCGAGAGGUAGCCUUACAAAAUAUGCAAGCAGCGUAUAAUACGCAAUUAACCGAAUUGAGUGAAUUGAGAGAACGUUUAAUACGUCAAUCUCAAGAAGGGGGAUGGAGUAGUAGAAUGUUGCAAUUAGCUGGUAGCGUUGUACGAGCGCCAAGGGCUAUAUUACGUACUUUACUAUCGGGCCCAGUGUUGGUUUCCUAAAGAUAGCUUGUUGCUGUUCUUGUUCAAGCGUGAUUGCGUUAAACAAAGUGUUCACAAAAUGGAAUUUCGAGGGUGAUGGUGUUGGUUGUUCGAUAAGAGGAAAGAGAAAGGGAAGAUUUUACGUGUGAAAAGAGAUUUUACGUUGAGGAAAAAGAGAUAUAUGUGAUCGCAAAGAGACGAAAGGAACGAAAAUCAGUUUCAAACUGGUAGUAAACUUUCCGGAUACUUUUAUCAUCGAAAUUAUAAUAUUUUUUUAUUUAUAUUUUUUUUUUUUCUAUUCAUAUACUUUCUGAUAUCGUAAGCUAUAUAAGCAUUUUAAAUUGAAAAGAAAUGAUAUAAAUGAUGAUUAUAAAAAAAGUUACUAAUAUUAUGAUAUUAUACUAAUAUUAUGAUAUACUAUAAUAGAAUACAGACAACUAUUCUGCGAAACUGAGGAUGGAUAAAUAAAUGCAGAUAUUGUACAUUUUUUAAA
This is a messenger RNA of Apis laboriosa (Himalayan honeybee), 2026 nucleotides long. RefSeq lists its product as uncharacterized. NCBI's taxonomy places the organism in Eukaryota, Metazoa, Arthropoda, Insecta, Hymenoptera, Apidae. Bases 121 to 1554 code for a protein of 477 amino acids. The transcript has 8 exons. The record is from RefSeq and is a predicted model, not a curated record.